UCGCACCUUUCUUUAUAACAACUCUCUCUCACUAACACAUACCCCCUUCUAUUCUUCUACUAGUAACACCACAUCCACUGUCACACACGCAAACACACACUGUCAUCACUUUCCCAAUAUUUAUUUAUUUAUUACAAAACAAUCAAUUGCUCUCUGAGAUCUGAUCUACAUACACAUAUAUACAUCAUCGCAAAGCUGGGAUUUUGAUAUUUUCCUCUGGCACCCAAUUGGGUUUUGAUCUAGCCCAGUUGAUCACUAAGUUGGCCUGGUGUGAAGAAGCUGUUUUAUGAUUUAUGAAUUGUGAUUCAAAUUUGAAGUAUUAGAGUUGCCACUUAAAGAGUUGCAAUUUGGAUUGGUGUUACUUUCAACUAAUAAAUGUCGAGGGGAAGAGCUGAUGGAUCACCGAAGAAACGUUUAAUUGCUUCCAUUUGUGUUGUGGCAAUCUUUCUUGGUUUCCUGUAUGUCUUCGGUGGAUCCAUCUUUGGCUCUCAAAAUGGUGGUUCAUCCACUCUUGACUAUGGAAAAUCGUUGAAACGACUUGGGUCAUCAUAUUUGGGUUCGGAUGAUGACACUGAUAGCAAGCAAGAUGAAUCUUCAUCGAAUUUAGGGAAGGGAGAUGUGGAAGAUGAUAUAAUACCCAAGAGUUUCCCUGUCUGUGAUGAUCGCCAUUCUGAGUUGAUUCCUUGCUUAGAUAGACAUCUUAUCUAUCAAAUGAGGAUGAAGCUGGAUCUGUCUGUGAUGGAACACUAUGAAAGACAUUGCCCUCCUGCCGAAAGGCGGUACAAUUGCUUGAUUCCCCCUCCACCUGGAUACAAGAUCCCUAUUAAGUGGCCACAAAGCAGAGAUGAGGUGUGGAAAGCAAAUAUCCCACAUACUCACCUUGCACAUGAGAAGUCUGAUCAGAAUUGGAUGGUUGUCAAAGGUGAAAAGAUAAAUUUUCCUGGAGGAGGAACUCAUUUUCAUUACGGUGCUGAUAAGUACAUUGCAUCGAUUGCUAAUAUGCUCAACUUUUCAAACAAUAAUCUAAACAACGAAGGAAGGUUGCGGACAGUGCUUGAUGUUGGCUGUGGUGUUGCUAGUUUUGGAGCUUACCUCCUUUCAUCUGAUAUCAUUGCAAUGUCCUUGGCACCAAAUGAUGUGCAUCAAAAUCAAAUCCAGUUUGCCUUAGAAAGAGGAAUUCCUGCAUAUUUGGGUGUCCUGGGAACAAAGAGACUCCCUUACCCAAGCAGAUCUUUUGAACUUGCUCAUUGUUCUCGUUGUCGAAUUGAUUGGCUUCAAAGAGAUGGAAUACUACUACUUGAAUUAGAUCGAUUGUUAAGGCCAGGAGGUUAUUUUGCAUACUCGUCUCCAGAAGCAUAUGCACAGGAUGAAGAGGAUCUAAGGAUAUGGAGAGAAAUGAGUGACCUUGUGGGACGCAUGUGUUGGAGAAUAGCUGCAAAAAGGAACCAAACUGUCAUUUGGCAAAAACCUUUGACAAACGAUUGCUAUAUGGAAAGAGAGCCCGGUACCCGCCCCCCUCUUUGUCAGUCUGAUAGCGACCCAGAUGCUGUGUGGGGAGUAAAUAUGGAAGCUUGUAUAACACCUUACAGUGAUCAUGACAACAGAGUUAAAGGUAGUGGAUUAGCUCCAUGGCCUGCAAGAUUGACUAGUCCUCCUCCUAGACUAGCUGACUUUGGCUAUUCAAGUGAUAUGUUUGAAAAGGACACGGAACUUUGGAAAAGGAGAGUAGAGAAAUACUGGAAUCUCUUGAGUCCCAAAAUCAAAUCAAACACACUGAGGAACAUAAUGGAUAUGAAAGCACACAUGGGUUCAUUUGGAGCUGCUCUUAGAGAUAAGAAUGUUUGGGUGAUGAAUGUUGUACCCAAAGAUGGAUUAAACACACUCAAGCUCGUCUAUGAUAGAGGCCUCAUAGGCACUACCCAUGAUUGGUGUGAAGCAUUUUCAACGUACCCUCGAACCUAUGAUUUACUCCAUGCAUGGACCGUCUUCUCCGACCUAGAAAAGAAAGAUUGCAGCCAGGAGGAUCUGUUGAUUGAGAUUGAUCGUAUCCUCAGACCAUCCGGUUACAUAAUCAUACGCGAUAAACAACCGGUGAUUGACUUUGUAAAGAAGUACCUAACCGCGUUGCACUGGGAAGCAGUGGCAACUGCAGAUUCGAGUUCUGACUCUGACCAGGACAGUGAUGAGGUUGUUUUUAUCGUCCAGAAGAAAUUGUGGCUGACCAGCGAAAGCUUUAGGGAUACAGAAUAGGAAGCUAAAAAAAGGUUCAAUUUCUUACGUAUAUAUUCUGGGAUCAAAAGCAUGCCCCCAAAGCGGUGAAGCAGUGAACAAUGUUCAUUUUGUAGCACUAAAGAAUGUGUUUUACAUUGUUUUGUUCUAAUUUUUCUUCUGUUUGAUUCACAUUUAUAUUCUAUAAUGAUUCAUGUCACUAAGAGACAUAGGGCACCAAUUGCAUCACGUUGCAGGCUCAUUCAAUAUUUUUGCCUGCAUUUGGGUAUUGUGUAAGCUACCUUAAUAAUGAAGACACGGUAGAUUUAAUGAUGAGAAGUUAAGAUUUUAUUAUCA
Messenger RNA from Arachis stenosperma, 2565 nucleotides. Its product is annotated as probable methyltransferase PMT3. Gene Ontology annotation, cellular component: trans-Golgi network; endosome; cytoplasm. Lineage: Eukaryota; Viridiplantae; Streptophyta; Magnoliopsida; Fabales; Fabaceae. The transcript has 8 exons. The record is from RefSeq and is a predicted model, not a curated record. Bases 376 to 2250 code for a protein of 624 amino acids. Gene Ontology annotation, molecular function: methyltransferase activity.